AUGGAACACAAUUCACAAGGAGAUCUGCCAACUGAAGAUACCUCGCUUAUCAUCACCUCGGAUUAUCUUCUGGAGACGAGUCGAGAGAUUGUAAGUUGUUUUUAUUAUAUUAACCUUACCGGUAAGCGUACCUGAAAUAAUCUGAUGAAAUAUUAUAUAAAAAUGGAAAGUUUUCAGCAACGACAAGCAUGUGACGACAUUGAAAUGCGUUUUAUUGUGACUAUGGAACAGCUACAACAAGGUCAACGAGUCAAACAACCAGCCCAGUUGGUCGAACUUACUCCAGAUAAGCCUACUUAUACUGCAGCUACUUUUCCUAAUAUUGAGGUAGGUUUUUGGUAAUUCUAUGUAAAUCUCAGCACAAAAAGGAUAAAAUUGGUAUAGAAUUGAUAAAAUAAAGUUAGUAUUUCAAAAAAGGUGCUUCUGGUCUUGUUUUAUUACCUAAACUUCCAGAAUGACUUGCACACAGCGAAACUGGAAGGUUUUUUUGACAACGAUGAUACGAGCGGCGGUGAUGGUGCAAGAUCGGCCCAAAUGUCACUUUCUGGUAAGAAAACUAUGCUCUUUCAUAUUAUAUACCUAUUUCGAUAUUUUGGGUUACUGUAACAAAGUUAUGAGCAAAAUAAGGUUAUCUUUCUUAAUUUUUUACAAAAAAUUAACGUUUUUUGGCCAAAAACUGCCAUUCUUUAUAGGACUACAAAUUAAAAAAUAUAAUUUUUGAAUUUUUAAGAUAGUAUAGUAUGUGUAAUUUUAUAUUUUAUAGAUUUGAACCUUCAUACGGCUGUUGGAAUAACCCCAACAAACCUUCAACCAAGAGCCAUCGAUCCAAUGUCUUCAGGGCGAAGAGAGCCGAGCCCCCAAUCAUUCAGAAGUUCGCCUACAAGUGCCACUAGGGUUAGAUCACCUGGUAAGAGAUUUGAAAAAUUCGUAAUUUUAGUUAUUUAGAUAAUAUAAGGGUAGAUCAUGGCCCAAUCAUUUUAAUUUUCUUUUUAGUUUUUGUUUUCAGAAAACUUUCCAAAUGGCUUGGACGCCGAUGGGGAUCCCACGCUGCGGCUUUGGACUGA
This is a messenger RNA of Bursaphelenchus okinawaensis, 1064 nucleotides long. NCBI's taxonomy places the organism in Eukaryota, Metazoa, Nematoda, Chromadorea, Rhabditida, Aphelenchoididae. The record is from the annotation of a GenBank genome assembly.